Messenger RNA from Ctenocephalides felis (cat flea), 1344 nucleotides. Its product is annotated as zinc finger protein 503-like. The record is from RefSeq and is a predicted model, not a curated record. NCBI's taxonomy places the organism in Eukaryota, Metazoa, Arthropoda, Insecta, Siphonaptera, Pulicidae. Bases 76 to 1344 code for a protein of 422 amino acids. Gene Ontology annotation, cellular component: nucleus. Gene Ontology annotation, biological process: negative regulation of DNA-templated transcription. The transcript is spliced from 2 exons.
GGAUACAUAUCGAAAUCUGUGAUUUAGUGAUCAGUGUUUGAUUUUUUUUGUUGGAAUAUAAAGGAUACAAUCAAGAUGUUGACCUCAAGCAAUCAGUAUCUCAGGCCGGAGUAUUUGACACCUUUACCAACUACGCUCGAUGCUAAGAAGAGUCCAUUGGCUUUAUUAGCUCAAACAUGUAGUGCGAUAGGAGCUGAUACACCAAAUCCAAAGCUCCUUGCAUCCAUUGAGAAAUCUACUAAAAGUUCGUCGGCAAGCAAAACGCCAACCUCUUUGUCGAAUCACUCUACUACACCGACUAACAUGAGCGAGUCAAAUAAUAAUACAAUAACUUCUAAACCAUCUCACUCUCCUGUCAACGCGAGCAUCAGGUCGAGUCCAUUAAAUAGUACAACUACAUCAGUAUCACCAAAAAUGCCUUCAAGCUUCAAGCCAUAUGAAAAUACACCUGUAAAGUCACCGACUCUUGCUCAAAAUACACCUGAAAGUAAUUUGAGAGCGCGAACUCCUAAAAGAACGCAUACACCUCUUAGAUCUUCUAGUAGUAACAGCUCUGCGAAUUCGCCUCUGCCUGAUAGAACGUCGCCAAUUCAAUCUUCACCCAAGACUCCUAUCUUACCACCAUCUAGUAGUUACAUGUUAGGAUUGCCACCACCGUUGGGAUUAGAUCAUUUGAAAGCUGCGUACUUGAAUUACGCACGUGGAUUGAAGCCAGAUACUUUUAAUCCUGCUUGCAGAGAUCCUUAUUGCACUGGUACAUGUAUCAGUCCAUUGUUUGGAGCGGCAUCCGUGCCGAAGACAUGUCCUGCUGGAUGUCUGCAAUGCGAUCAUGCGAAGACACCGUACGCUCCUAGCGCACAUCAGCAGCAAGCAAUGGCUUUUGCUCAUGCUCAGUUAUAUGCUUUAGCAGCAGCAGCCAAUCAACCAUACGUUUGCAACUGGAUUUCCGCAGGUGACGCUAGCACUUAUUGUGGAAAGCGUUUUAGUAAUUCUGAGGAACUAUUGCAGCAUCUAAGAGCGCAUACAGGUGGUUCAGGGGCAGAUUUAUUGGGGCCAAGCGCGGCGCAUCAUUUGCUAGCAAGAAGUGGCUACCCAACGCCACCAUUGAGUCCGUUAACUUUGGGAAGUGGAAGAUAUCACCCAUAUUCAAAACCAAUGCUGCCCCAUUCAUUACCACCACCGAUGGUUCCACCACAUUUGCUACCACCUGCGGUUGGUGGUCUACCGCCUUACUUUUCGCCAUAUGGCAGCUUCGUACCGCCACUACCAAACUUGGCAGCACUUGCCCAACCGCCAGCAGGCAGCGGUAGGCAAUCAGGUGCCCAGAAUGGACUGCAUCAUUGA